Messenger RNA from Closterium sp. NIES-67, 431 nucleotides. The record is from the annotation of a GenBank genome assembly. NCBI's taxonomy places the organism in Eukaryota, Viridiplantae, Streptophyta, Zygnematophyceae, Desmidiales, Closteriaceae.
CCGACCACAAGCGAAUGUCCUCCUUCGAGGAGGAGAGGGUGGUGCUCGCCGGGAACAUCCCAGAGCCCCCCACCCCGGCGGGCUACAAUGUGGAUGCGGAGGGGGAGCUGGUGGAUGAUGACCUGGAGGAUGAGGCAGUACUGCAUGAUGAGUGUGGGGAUGAAGAGGAGGAGGAGGAGGAGGAGGAGGAGGAGGAGGAAGAGGAGGAGAAGGAGGAGGCUGAGGAGGAGGAGGCUGAGGGUUAGGGGGAUGUGCUGCAGAAAACCCACUCACCCACCACCCACCACCAACCAUAACAAAUUUGAACCCCCACCAAACUCCCCUCCCUCAACCACACUGCACUCCUUCCCAUCUAGAAUUUCCAACCCUUCCUCUAAUGUUCUCCAAGCUCUGCUCCUCACACAAACUCCUCCCCCCAAACUGCCGCUUGC